Molecule: messenger RNA, 414 nt
Organism: Grammomys surdaster
Lineage: Eukaryota; Metazoa; Chordata; Mammalia; Rodentia; Muridae
Product: prolactin-8A9-like
Exons: 4
Biological process (GO): female pregnancy; mammary gland development; positive regulation of lactation
Cellular component (GO): extracellular region
Molecular function (GO): hormone activity; prolactin receptor binding
Source: RefSeq, a predicted model, not a curated record
AUGGAGCUGCCACUGAGUCAACCUUACUUCUCAGGGGCAUUACUGUUGCUGGUGGUCUCAAAUGUGCUGCUUUGGGACAAAGCUGCAUCAAUUCCUGCGUGUCAGGCAAAAGAGGGCGGCUGCUGGGACCCACUUGUGGAAACAUUUAACAGUGCCAUUCAGAAAGCUGAAACUCUCCAAAAACUGGCUAGCCAAUUCUAUAUAGAGCUUUACCACAACCAAUUCUCAUCUGGACAAUUUGCAGAUUUUAAUUCACAACUGAUUCGGCGGGAUAAGACUGUUGUCAGAGCUGGAACUUACUGCCAUUCUACUCUCACAAACCCCCCAAAUAGGGGAACUGAGCAUGCAGAUAUUGAAGUGAGUUUCCUUCAAGGGCUUUCCCCAGAAUUCCAGAAGCAGUAUAUUGGGUUCGUG